UUGUGUCCUCCCGUCCCCAUUGGAAAACCAGCAUAUACUUUCAAUACCUCAAAUUAUUCCAGCCCCUCUGGAAAGAAUAUCCCUUUGAGAUGAGUCCCCAUGGCCUUUGAUUCCUUCCUGGCCCCGCCUCUCUCUCUCUCUCUCUCUCCAAAUCCCACACGCACCCGAAUUCGAACAAAUACCCAACUCACACCUCUCCCUGUACAAGUAAUCACCGAUACAUAUAACCUCAGCAAUUAUAACCAUGUCCACUUCUCUCUUUAUAAAUCCUGCUCUCUCCCCACCUUCCUCCUCUGCUUCCUCUCCAUCUUCAUCCAAACAACCCAUUCCUCUCAAAAUCUCUAGUUUUCCCCCUCAAAAACCACAACCCAUUGCCCUUUCUUUGAUGUGUAAGAGACCCAGUAGUGUGGGUUUGAUUCAGAGGACUUGUGUUGCAACUAACAACAUGACCAUUAGUGACUUCAGGGAUGAAGAGGAGGAAAACCCGCCUCCUUUGCUCGAAUCAGAAAUCAGUUCUAAGCCUCGACGUAUUGCUCUCUUUGUUGAGCCCUCCCCCUUUGCUUAUGUUUCCGGGUACAAGAAUCGGUUCCAGAAUUUCAUUAGGUAUCUGCGGGAAAUGGGAGAUGAGGUGAUGGUUGUGACAACUCAUGAAGGAGUUCCCCAGGAAUUUUAUGGAGCAAAAUUGAUUGGAUCUCGAAGCUUCCCCCUUCCCUGGUACCAAAAGGUUCCUCUCUCCUUAGCGCUAAGCCCUAGAAUAAUCUCAGAGGUUGCCAAUUUUAAGCCUGAUAUCAUACAUGCAUCAUCACCCGGUAUUAUGGUAUUCGGCGCUCUCAUUAUCGCAAAACUAUUAUGUGUGCCUUUAGUGAUGUCUUAUCACACGCAUGUACCAGUAUACAUACCAAGAUAUACCUUUAGUUGGUUGGUCGCACCUAUGUGGUUGGUUAUAAAAUUUCUUCAUAGGGCAGCUGACCUUACACUAGUGCCAUCAGCUGCCCUUGCAAAGGAGCUGGAAGCAGCUAGAGUAACAGCAGGUAAUAAAAUUCGUCUCUGGAAUAAGGGUGUUGAUUCUGAAAGCUUCCAUCCCCAAUAUCGUUCUCACGAAAUGCGGAUAAGAUUAAGCAAUGGCGAGCCCAAGAAGCCAUUGAUAGUCCACGUUGGGCGACUAGGUGUUGAGAAGAGUUUAGAUUUGCUCAAAAGUGUCAUGGACAAGCUUCCAGAGGCACGAAUUGCUUUUGUCGGAGAUGGGCCAUACAGGGAGGAUCUUGAAAAGCUGUUUAGUGGCAUGCCAGCGGUAUUCACAGGGAUGCUGGGAGGUGAGGAGCUCUCUCAGGCAUACGCCAGUGGAGAUGUUUUCGUGAUGCCUUCAGAAUCAGAAACACUUGGGCUCGUCGUUUUAGAGGCCAUGUCAUCAGGACUUCCUGUGGUCGCAGCACGCGCAGGAGGACUCAUAGACAUAAUUCCAGAGGACCAUGAGGGUAAAACCGGGUUUUGCUUUAGUCCAGGAGAUAUCGACGACUGUGUGAACAAAUUGAAGCCGUUGUUGCAUGAUGUUGAACUAAGAGAAACCAUUGGAAAAGCUGCGCGCGAAGAGAUGGAGAAGUACGACUGGAGGGCUGCCACCCGGACAAUCCGCAACGAGCAGUAUAAUGCUGCCAUUUGGUUCUGGAAGAAAAAGAGAGCGCAGCUUCUGAGACCUUUCCAGUGGCUUUUCAAGCGUAUUUUCCAGUCGCCCGAAGUCAGCUACUGAAGAGAUGUACUGAUCGUAAACCCUGGGUUCGAAAAUCAGAAAAAAAUAGUGUGGGGAUUUCAAUGGCCUUGUGGGAUGCCUGUUCAAUUGUUUUUGCUUGCAUCGGACGUAUUGAUUUGUAUAAAGUGGACCGCAAGGUUCGAUGUCUGUUGGGUUGUGGUUAAGCAUCUAGGGGAAUUCAUUGAUUUGAAUGUACGCUCAGUGCAAUAAACAGGGGAUGCUGAUUGUUUAUUGCAUUAGUACUUUGUCUGUAACAUACCUGGUUUUUUUUUUUAAUGAAGUAUUGUGAUUUUUUAGGACUUUCA
This is a messenger RNA of Rhododendron vialii, 2052 nucleotides long. RefSeq names its product sulfoquinovosyl transferase SQD2. Gene Ontology annotation, cellular component: chloroplast envelope. The record is from RefSeq and is a predicted model, not a curated record. Gene Ontology annotation, biological process: sulfolipid biosynthetic process; glycolipid biosynthetic process. NCBI's taxonomy places the organism in Eukaryota, Viridiplantae, Streptophyta, Magnoliopsida, Ericales, Ericaceae. Gene Ontology annotation, molecular function: UDP-sulfoquinovose:DAG sulfoquinovosyltransferase activity. The coding region runs from base 245 to 1747 and encodes 500 amino acids. The transcript has 11 exons.